CGACGAUGACAGCAACCGUCGAGAGCUUGCGCCAGCUCAUGUGGGGCGCGUCGGCCGUCUACGAGAGCGAGGAAGAGCUCCGCUGGCAGAGCGAAGACUUUUGCUUUUGCCCGCUGGAUGGGCCUGGCCCGACGUGGGGCCUGCAGCAAACCCACGGCGGUCCUUGCGGCGUCUUCGCCCCUGUCCAGGCUCGCAUGCUCGUGCACCUCUUGGGCUCGCUGGACACGCCGUUAACCGGCGACGCCCGCGAGCGCUUGCUGGCGUCCGUCUUGGCCGCGAUGCUGCUCGCAACGACCGAAGCCGAGACCGACCCAAUAUGGUUCAUAGACGCUGCGCACGUUUCGGCGACCGCGUCGGGGCCCGUGCGUCCGAUCGCAGUCGCGCGCGCCGACCUCGAGGCGUCGGUGCGCGACUUCUUCGUCGCUGGAAAAGGCGUCUUGAGCUUCGUGUACAGCAUGGUGCUCACGCGUGGCGUCGAUCGUCUUCGCGGCGACAUGGACGACAUGGAGAGCAGCUUGACGAUGGGCGAGUUUGGCCACGGCACGCAGGAGCUCCUCAACCUCAUGCUCACGGGCCGGGGCACGUCCAACGUGUUUGACGACAGCGUGCCCAUGGGCGACACCGGCCUCGUGCUGCGGGGCGUCUCACGUCGCCCUCUCGUCGGGUACCUCACGCAGCUCGAGGCGCUGCGCUACUGCGCCGUGGGCAGCUACUAUAAGACUCCGUUGUCGCCGAUUUGGGUCCUCGGGAGCGCGAGCCACUUUACGGUGCUCUUUUCGCCACAUCUGUCGCUCGUGCAAGAGUCCAACUCGGACGCGCUCUUGUCCAAAGUCACGCGUGCGUUCAAGCAGCACGAUACGAUGGAGAGCGGGUUCAUCGCGCUGGAUGCGCUCCUACCGUGCCUGCAGUCGCUCGGCGUCGACCAAGGCAUCCUCAGCAACCAGUACCAGAUGGGCCGCCUCUUCGCCAAGCUCGAGGUGCCGGGCGCGGGGAUUGUUCUCUGGGACGACUUUUGGCGCGUCGUCUCCGUCUUGCUCGAGACAAACGACCUCCAACAAGCCAUCAACGGCAAGGUCGCGAGUCGCCAGCGCUCCGACUCGGACCUCGCGCGGGAGCUCCAGGCCCAGUUUGAUAGCGGUCAAACGGCGGCCGCCGAGGAGAGUGCCGAGCUCGUCCCGAUGGCCGCCGACACCGAGGACAAGGUGGUCUUCUACCACUACAACGGCCUCGUCGACAGUCGACAGCCGAACACCGCGUCUCGUGCGCUUUGAAGCCACCGUGCCGAGCCGCAACGUUGUGGGCUACACGGUGCCGCUGCACGACUCGGGUGCGGCGUCCGGCGGCUCGAGUUGCCAGAUCGAAGACGUGCUUACGACCAAGUGGCCGGGUAUCCAUGUGCACUGGGGCGGGCAGGUCCCCCCGCGCCUCGAUUAGUGUCUUCACAUAAAAA
This is a messenger RNA of Saprolegnia parasitica CBS 223.65, 1450 nucleotides long. RefSeq lists its product as hypothetical. The coding region runs from base 6 to 1271 and encodes 421 amino acids. NCBI's taxonomy places the organism in Eukaryota, Oomycota, Saprolegniomycetes, Saprolegniales, Saprolegniaceae. Gene Ontology annotation, biological process: protein K48-linked deubiquitination. Gene Ontology annotation, molecular function: cysteine-type deubiquitinase activity; K48-linked deubiquitinase activity. The transcript has 4 exons. The record is from RefSeq and is a predicted model, not a curated record.